Messenger RNA from Sordaria macrospora k-hell, 243 nucleotides. RefSeq lists its product as uncharacterized. The record is from RefSeq and is a predicted model, not a curated record. Lineage: Eukaryota; Fungi; Ascomycota; Sordariomycetes; Sordariales; Sordariaceae.
AUGACCGUGAAGCAGAAGCAGCAGCAGCAGCAUCGGGGACCGCCCGCUCCGCCAUUGCAGCUCUUUUGGUGCACCGGGGUAACGGGGGGUGUUUGGCUGGGUCUCUCCGGACCGGAGGAGCAGGAGGAGGCAGGAGGCAGGAGGGACAACGGGGACGGGAUGCACGUGUUGUCCGGCCGGGUCCACAUUGGCGGCUCGGCGGCUGAUGUGAUGGAUGUUGUUGGCGCUACUCCCUACCAAUAG